UCUCUGCACAAAAAAGUAGUAUAAGACUGAAUUUACAAUUUCAUCCUUCAUAUUCAUUGAACAAUAUAUUCCUCGUUGUUCUCUUCUUCUUCGCUCACUCUCAAUCUUCACUCUUCAGAUUUAAUCGAGCAAACUUACAAACCCUAAUUUUUGAGGAUGGGUCAGAUCCAGUAUUCUGAGAAGUACUUCGAUGACACCUAUGAAUACAGACAUGUGGUUCUGCCUCCUGAAGUGGCCAAAAUGCUUCCUAAGAAUCGGCUUCUCUCUGAAAAUGAGUGGCGAGCAAUUGGGGUUCAGCAGAGCCGUGGUUGGGUUCAUUACGCUAUUCAUCGCCCUGAGCCACACAUAAUGCUUUUCAGGAGGCCUUUGAAUUAUCAGCAGCAGCAGGAGAACCAGGCCCAGCAAAGCAUGCUUGUCAAAUGAAUGAACACUUCCUUCGCAAAUCCGAAAGUGGGAAUACAAUGUUAUAUAGAUUUUUAUUUUGUUGGAAUAUGGGUGAUAUUAUGAAGACCUAACCGAUGGAAUUCUCUUUUUGUGGAGAAUCUUAACGUGGUUUCAUUUUAUUUGAAUGUGUUGUGGACAUGGUGUUUCUUCGAUUUGUGUUGGUGUACCUCUCGUGUACUCUUGUGGGCUUCGUGGAUUAUAUAAUAGUCAUUAUCAGUUACAUUCUGCUAUGGCUCCA
Vigna unguiculata (cowpea) is the source of this 682-nucleotide messenger RNA. Its product is annotated as cyclin-dependent kinases regulatory subunit 1. The record is from RefSeq and is a predicted model, not a curated record. Gene Ontology annotation, molecular function: cyclin-dependent protein serine/threonine kinase regulator activity. NCBI's taxonomy places the organism in Eukaryota, Viridiplantae, Streptophyta, Magnoliopsida, Fabales, Fabaceae.